Protopolystoma xenopodis is the source of this 204-nucleotide messenger RNA. The record is from the annotation of a GenBank genome assembly. NCBI's taxonomy places the organism in Eukaryota, Metazoa, Platyhelminthes, Monogenea, Polystomatidea, Polystomatidae.
AUGAAGAUAUCGCUUCGUGCAUCAUUUUUAAAAGUUUUGUCAGUAGCUUGGUCGCUCCAUACAGGUCCCAAUCAGCCUACAGCUCAGAUGCAGUCCUCUGGUUCACAUUCAUUCUCAACUGUUGAGUGCUGGAACGCCAAUGGUCUCUGUAAGGAUUCGUUUGCCGCCGCUCUUCUGGCUCGCUCUGGCAAUGAAGCCGAAUAA